AUGUCAAACCGCCGAAUGCCAGCUGAUGUCGAUCAAACUCAUUCCGCAAACCUUUCAUCCGGUUCGAGCGAACAACUACAAGAUGACCAGCCCCACACUCAAGCACAUUCCCUUUCUUCUUCUUCUGCUUCUUUUCACCAAUCUACUUCCGCACCAGCAACUACAGGUGACCAGCAGUGGUUUCCAGCAUCUCAACCGAUGAUCGUCACCAGCUCUUCCUUCUAUGACCCCACUCAAGCCUCGGCCUUUACAGCCCAGCAGCCUACCAUGACCGUCUGGGACAACCAAUUCACACGUCCAAGUGGAGAAUACUUUCCUAGACAACAUACGACAUACCAGCAGCCGUAUCGCUUUGAGGGAGCAGGGACAAACCAGUAUUCAUUUGCUCAAGAUCAACUUCAACAGCAGCAGCAUUCUCAACCACGCCCCGUCGUACCCGCUGCACGGCGUUCGGCACGUGGUAGUGCUCGCUCUUCUGGGUACUAUAGGCAGGGGGCGCACAAAGCCAAGUAA
Molecule: messenger RNA, 513 nt
Organism: Suillus subaureus
Lineage: Eukaryota; Fungi; Basidiomycota; Agaricomycetes; Boletales; Suillaceae
Exons: 2
Coding region: 1-513 (170 amino acids)
Source: RefSeq, a predicted model, not a curated record